GCCAGACGCCACGGACAUCAUUUCCCAAGACCAAGGCCGCAGCAUGGAGCACGACCACGACGAGCAGGAGCAUGCGAGCCCGCGGGCGACCGGCGCCGAGGCCCUCCCGGAAUUCUAUGGCGCUGGCUACCUCGAAUCUCAACCCGACCAGUACGCCCCGCGACAGCCGACCGCGGCUUACCGCCACGUCGCCGUCGCGAAACAAUUCCAGUCGCGCCCGUUUGGCGUGGACGCCACGUCGUACGAUCCGCAUUACAACAUGCUCUACCCGCCCCACGGCGCCACGUCGCCAAUGUUCGCAGGCGCAGGCAGCAUUGACACGCCGCUGUUUUACACCGGGCCCCCCAAGAAGCCGGCGUUUGAUGUGUUCCUUGGCAGCGACGUGCCCAGCAGCGAAGCGGCACCGGAGGCGUCGUAUGCGCCCCGGACCGAAGGGCUGACAGAGCAAGGCGUCGAAAUCCCGCUGACGGACCCGAACCCAGUGUACCACGUCGUGAACCCGUCGUUCACGUCGGUGUUGAGCCCGCAGGACACGUUGUACCGUCUCGAGCAAGUCAUGCUCAACCUCGAGUUUGCCUACGAGAAGAAGAUGCCGUGGCAGUUGGAAGUGCACGGUCUGCUCUGCGCCGAAGAAGUCACGUUCCGGCUCAGCUUGACCAAGCCCAUCGACACCCCGGACGUUGUGCAAGUCGACAGCUACCUCCUCGAGGGCGACGAAGGCCACUUUCUUCGGCUGUUCGAUAUAAUCCGAAGCGAGUGCAGCGCCUUUGACAAGGACGCCCUCGAGGACACGCGCCGCAUCUUGCGCAAGAGCGACGCAUGGCUCAAUAUUGACGCGAUGCCCGAGGUCUUUCCAGGCUCGGGCGCCGUCUCGGACGAUAUCAUUACCGAGUACUGCGAGGACUUCAAGGGUCUCGUCCACACGAGCCUCGAAGACACGCGCAGCUGUUACGCUCGCCUCGAGAUGGCCAAGGCCAUCAAAAAUUGCGUUCUCGUCCCGAAGAACCGGUUGACGAUUUUGAGCGACUCGAAUCUGUGCAAGCUCUUUUGCGAGACACUCCAGCUCAUGGUCAUCGAUCGCCAGACGCCGCUCACCCAGUACGCCGUCUUCAUCGUCUACCAAUUCCGCGACUCGCUAGAAAGCAUCAAGCAAUGGAUCAACACCGACCCGUUCCUGCGCGCCAUGUCCAAGACGUCGUCAGCGACGUCCAACUCGGUACCCCGCAUGAAGACGAUCGCGCGCACCUUGCGACAAGAAAUGGGCGCGUGUUAGGGGCUAGCUUUCAUAUCUUAAUUAGUACUUCUAUGACAAAUCUCGUCGAGUUCGAAUUCCGC
This is a messenger RNA of Saprolegnia diclina VS20, 1335 nucleotides long. RefSeq lists its product as hypothetical. NCBI's taxonomy places the organism in Eukaryota, Oomycota, Saprolegniomycetes, Saprolegniales, Saprolegniaceae. Bases 44 to 1273 code for a protein of 409 amino acids. The transcript has 7 exons. The record is from RefSeq and is a predicted model, not a curated record.